AUGCAUUUGUGUUGGUGCUUCGUCUGGUCCCUUUUUUAUGCGUGGGCGCUGGCGGCAGACCUGGAGUCCUCCUUGCUGGCUCUGGCUUCUCUGUCACGGCUCUCAACGUCAACUUCCUCGCUGGCUGACUCCGUCAUCACAGUACCCUUGGUCGCCAAAAACAAGGGCAUCUUCUUCAAUGUUCAGCUUGGUGAUUUGGCCGUUCUUCUCGAUUUGCAGCAGCCCGACUUGUGGGUGCCCAGACCAGAGGCUUUGAUCCAGCUGUAUUGUAACGUCAGCGAUAUUCCUGGCACGGCCCUGUCAUCAAGACUGGCUGCCUUGGCGGAGUGUACGUCUGACUAUCCUUAUGGCAUGUUGUACGCGGAGACGACUCUCCUGUCAGAUAGCGGUUCUACGUCGACAAGUAGCGUGGAAACCUUAAUAGAUUUGCUGGGGAACCCGGUUAGUAUUGCAUACCCGAAUGCUAUCGUGGCUGAAGGUGAGGUUGGUAUCACCACUUUUAAUCUCUCAGACACCUCGGAGGGUGAUAUUAUCUUGGACGACUUCGCUUUUGUCUAUGUCAACCAUACCAACAUGAUCGCUGGUGGUCUAGGUUUGGCUGACAACUCUAGAGGCACUGGCUUUUUGAACUACUUUGUUAACUCAGAAACAAUAAAGUCUCAUGCCUACUCGGCUUUUAUGGAGUAUAUGCUGGACAACACGGAAGCCGCCGGCGAGCUUUUAUUAGGGGCAGUCAACAAAAAAUAUUUCGAGGGCGACUUUGUCUCGUUUCCAAUCCUACCAUACACCGGUCUCAACUCGGGCUCGACUCUUCCCACGCUUCUAUUGUCUGAUCUUCGUGUUGUGAAUGGAAACACCUCUCAAUCCGUUUCUCUCUUGGAACAAGACCCCGUCCCUGUACUCCUUGACACUCGAAACUCAUUCAAUUAUUUUCCUUUGGAUGUCAUAAUUCGUUUGGCACUUCAAACAAAUGCAUUUUAUAACAAAGAAAACGACGAAUGGAUCGUUAAGUGUUCUGACGUCGAGGAAAGUGAUGCUGAAUUGCAUUACCAAUUUGGUCCCUUAACUAUAAAGGCACCUUUGUCGUCCCUUCUUUACGCGUCUUCCAACGAUACCCCAUUGAAGUUCUCUGGCGAAGCGAAGGCUUGCAUCCUCAAUGUCAGCCCGUCGUCGUAUCUCGGCUACACAUCUCUCGGGCUCCCAUUCUUGACAAACGCAUAUUUUGCUGUGGACAAUGACGGCAAACACAUAGCGCUUGGUAAUCACAACAAGAACUAUACAGCAAAUACGGAUUUCUCGUUACAAUCAGGAAGUUCCAAGUCCAACAAAAGCGAUGAUGGAGCUUCAUUAAUCGCAUCAGGAACCAUCCCAUUUGCAUCAACAUACAACUACACUCUGUCAGCAACGUUGACCAUCAACCCUGCAAACUCCUCUGCAGCCGAGGCAGUUCUUACCAAGUAUUCUCUUGCUUCAAUUGUCUCUGGUGAGGUUGUUGUGUCUGGGCACUCAUCAUCAACAGUUGGACCCUUAAAACUUCAGAGCAGUAGGUCCACGUCGUCUAAAGCCAUGGCAGGUGGCGCGUUCACGCACUGGGAUAGACCCGGGAAAGAGAAGUUGCUCAUAUACGUGUCCUUGUUCAUAUUUGGAGCGUUUGUUGGUGUGGUCAUUUGA
This is a messenger RNA of Candidozyma auris, 1671 nucleotides long. RefSeq names its product putative aspartic endopeptidase (gene YPS7). The transcript has a single exon. Gene Ontology annotation, molecular function: aspartic-type endopeptidase activity. The coding region runs from base 1 to 1671 and encodes 556 amino acids. Gene Ontology annotation, biological process: proteolysis. The record is from RefSeq and is a predicted model, not a curated record. Lineage: Eukaryota; Fungi; Ascomycota; Pichiomycetes; Serinales; Metschnikowiaceae.